Kogia breviceps (pygmy sperm whale) is the source of this 2921-nucleotide messenger RNA. RefSeq names its product crooked neck pre-mRNA splicing factor 1 (gene CRNKL1). Gene Ontology annotation, molecular function: protein binding. The record is from RefSeq and is a predicted model, not a curated record. Gene Ontology annotation, biological process: spliceosomal complex assembly; mRNA splicing, via spliceosome. Lineage: Eukaryota; Metazoa; Chordata; Mammalia; Artiodactyla; Physeteridae. Gene Ontology annotation, cellular component: post-mRNA release spliceosomal complex; Prp19 complex; U2-type catalytic step 2 spliceosome.
CGGGAUCCAGCUUGUUGGAAAGCUUAGCGGUGCGGGCGAGACUUCUGGGUCCGUUUCUGGGGUCUAGGGGUCGCCUGAGUCUGCCGCUGCAGCCAUGGCGGCCUCCACCGCGGCCGGGAAGCAGAGGAUUCCCAAAGUGGCCAAGGUGAAAAACAAAGCCCCAGCUGAGGUGCAGAUAACUGCGGAGCAACUGCUAAGAGAAGCUAAGGAAAGAGAACUUGAGCUUCUUCCACCUCCCCCUCAACAGAAGAUCACAGAUGAAGAAGAGUUAAAUGAUUACAAACUAAGGAAGAGGAAGACUUUUGAAGAUAACAUAAGAAAAAACAGGACUGUGAUUAGUAACUGGAUAAAAUAUGCACAAUGGGAAGAGAGUCUAAAGGAGAUUCAAAGGGCUCGAUCCAUAUACGAACGUGCUUUGGAUGUGGACUAUCGAAAUAUUACACUCUGGCUGAAAUAUGCAGAAAUGGAAAUGAAGAAUCGCCAGGUCAACCAUGCCCGAAAUAUCUGGGACCGGGCCAUAACGACUCUGCCUCGCGUCAAUCAGUUCUGGUACAAGUACACGUACAUGGAGGAGAUGCUGGGGAACAUGGCGGGUGCCCGGCAGGUGUUCGAGCGCUGGAUGGAGUGGCAGCCAGAGGAGCAGGCCUGGCACUCCUACAUCAACUUCGAGCUGAGAUACAAAGAGGUGGAUCGGGCCCGCACCAUUUAUGAGCGCUUUGUUCUUGUGCACCCUGAUGUGAAGAACUGGAUCAAGUACGCCCGCUUUGAAGAAAAGCAUGGUUACUUUGCCCAUGCGCGGAAGGUGUAUGAGAGAGCUGUCGAAUUCUUUGGGGAUGAACAUAUGGAUGAACACCUUUAUGUUGCCUUUGCCAAAUUUGAGGAAAAUCAGAAAGAAUUUGAGAGGGUACGAGUGAUCUAUAAGUACGCCCUGGAUCGAAUUUCAAAGCAGGAAGCCCAGGAACUCUUUAAAAAUUACACCAUCUUUGAGAAGAAGUUUGGUGACAGGCGGGGCAUUGAAGACAUCAUCGUGAGCAAACGGAGGUUCCAGUACGAGGAGGAGGUGAAGGCUAACCCGCACAACUACGACGCAUGGUUCGAUUACCUGCGCUUGGUGGAAAGCGACGCAGAGGCAGAGACGGUGCGGGAAGUCUAUGAGCGAGCCAUCGCCAACGUGCCGCCUGUGCAGGAGAAGAGGCACUGGAAGCGCUACAUCUACCUGUGGAUCAACUAUGCCCUCUACGAGGAGCUGGAGGCGAAGGAUCCGGAGAGGACAAGACAAGUUUACCAAGCCUCUUUGGAACUCAUUCCUCAUAAAAAGUUCACAUUUGCCAAAAUGUGGUUACUGUAUGCACAGUUUGAAAUAAGACAGAAAAAUUUACCAUUUGCCAGAAGAGCUUUGGGAACUUCCAUAGGCAAAUGUCCAAAGAACAAGUUAUUUAAAGGUUACAUAGAACUGGAGCUACAGCUUCGAGAAUUUGACAGAUGCCGGAAGCUUUAUGAAAAGUUCUUGGAAUUUGGGCCUGAAAAUUGUACCUCUUGGAUUAAAUUUGCAGAAUUAGAGACAAUCCUUGGUGAUAUCGAGAGAGCCCGGGCCAUCUACGAGUUAGCCAUCAGUCAGCCACGCUUGGACAUGCCGGAGGUGCUUUGGAAAUCAUAUAUUGAUUUUGAAAUUGAGCAGGAAGAAACUGAAAGAACACGAAGUCUUUACCGACGAUUGCUUCAACGGACACAACAUGUCAAGGUAUGGAUCAGUUUUGCACAGUUUGAGCUGUCCUCAGGGAAGGAAGGAAGUUUGGCUAAAUGCAGACAAAUUUAUGAAGAGGCUAACAAAACCAUGCGAAACUGUGAAGAAAAGGAAGAGAGACUUAUGUUGUUGGAAUCUUGGCGAAGUUUUGAAGAUGAAUUUGGAACAGUAUCGGAUAAGGAGAGAGUAGACAAACUCAUGCCAGAGAAAGUCAAGAAGAGAAGAAAGGUCCAAGCUGAUGAUGGGUCGGAUGCAGGCUGGGAAGAAUACUAUGAUUACAUCUUUCCGGAAGAUGCUGCCAACCAGCCCAACCUCAAGCUCCUGGCCAUGGCCAAACUGUGGAAGAAACAGCAGCAGGAGAAGGAGCCUGGCGAGCAAGACCUAGAUGCGGACAUUGCCGAGCAGGAAUCCGGGCCUUCCUGUUCCUGUUGAGAGAUGUUUCAUUAUUUUUAUAGAUUUAUAGUUUAGAACUCUUGCAAUUCCUGUAAGUUUUUGGAUAUUUCACCAGUGAUUAAUUGAUGGGAAUCUUUGGCAGCUACUUUUGAAUUAUUUUUAAAAGGUUCUUGGGUUAGUUAGGGGUGGGUUGCAAGUAAAGGAAUUUUUUUAACUGUUAGAUUUCUUUGAGUCUCAACAUUUUGUGUUGUCCUAAUGCAUGAUGCAUUAGGAAAUCUCAUUAAGGUAACACUUAGCAUGUCUUUUUGGUGGAACUGCAAAAUUUUUGAAGUCUUUUUUUAGAAGUUGUCAGUUACAUUUCACAGUAACUUUUCAGGUGAAGUUUUCUCAUGCUUGCCUUCUUCAUAAAGAUGUUUUAUGCAUUCCUCUGAAUCCUGUAACUUAUUUACAUCUUAAGAGUCACACUGACUUGAGUUCCAUUCCCAGCUCUGCCACUUGGUGAUAUAUUACCUUUAUUUUCAGUUUCUUCACUCAUAAAAUGGGCAUUUGCCAGCUCAUUUUGAAGAUUAAAUUUUGAAAGGGAGUAUUCCUGGCACAGAGUAAGUGCUGAAUAAAAUGUUCAUUCCUGGCCACUUUCUUAAAUAUGUUCAUUCCUUGUGGAAUUGAAUGUGCUUAGAUUAAUUUAACUUCUAAAUAGCUACACCUUCUUAAUGGCCAUUUAUACUAAGUGUUUUUGAAAACAGCAGUUAGAAAAUAAUUUUACAGUUACUGCCGUAUUACCGAA